UCACACCAUUAUUGGUGUUCUUGUUCUUUACCCUCCAUAAUCCUGUCCCGCUCACUCGCUCACUCGCUCACUACAUCUAUUUCCCUAUUAUUUUUUCCCUUUUCUUUUCCGUCUUAUUUGUUGAAAUCUUCACCCUAUCUCUGAUUCAUUAUGUUAUUUGUUUAUUUGAACGCUAACCCCUUUCUGAUUGCUCAUCUUUUUCUGCAGAUUUCUGGGUCACCAUUGAAUUCAUCGUAGGAGGAGAAGCGUUUAGGGCUUUUAUCUGUUUGAUCAAUGGCUGAACUGUUGGGGCCUCGUUUAUACAGCUGCUGUAAUUGUAGAAACCAUGUUGCGUUGCACGAUGAUAUUAUUUCUAAAGCUUUUCAGACACGGGCGUGCUUUUCUGUUCUCUCAUGCUAUGAACAUCACAGUGGGACCGAAGGAAGAUCGGCAUCUCAUGACGGGUCUCCACACUGUUGCUGAUGUGCAUUGUGUCGACUGUCGUGAGGUGCUCGGGUGGAAAUACGAGAGGGCGUAUGAGGCGUCGCAGAAGUAUAAAGAAGGGAAGUUCAUUCUUGAAAAGUCAAAAAUUGUUAGAGACAACUGGUAGCAUCCAGUGGUCGUAUUUUAUGCAUUGAUUUUUAUGUUUAUGUUAGUUUAUUGAUUCUUCGUGAUGUUAUCGUGUAUAUAAAGUUCUCAUCGAUCUUGUCGUUGUUCCCUGUUCCUUGUGUAUAUAUUAUAUUUCUGCAAGUUGUGAACUUAUCUGGAUAUCAUUGUAUCUUGAAUCCUCACCAUCUGUGUUAAUGAAAUUGUCUUGUCUUUUGGUUCUAUGGA
Messenger RNA from Cucurbita pepo subsp. pepo (vegetable marrow), 813 nucleotides. The record is from RefSeq and is a predicted model, not a curated record. Lineage: Eukaryota; Viridiplantae; Streptophyta; Magnoliopsida; Cucurbitales; Cucurbitaceae.